AGCAAUUAGAGGAAACAAUCCGUCCUGAUACCAGUUUGGUGUCCAUAAUGACGAUCAACAAUGAGAUUGGUGUCAAACAACCAAUCAAAGAAAUAGGUCAUCUGUGUAGGUCCAAAAAUGUGUUCUUCCACACUGAUGCUGCUCAGGCUGUUGGAAAGAUCCCCAUUAAUGUCAGUGAAUGGAAAGUGGAUCUGAUGUCCAUCAGCGGCCAUAAGAUCUACGGGCCCAAAGGAGUUGGGGCUUUGUACGUGAGGAGGAGACCCAGAGUUCGUAUUGAGCCUUUGCAGAACGGAGGGGGUCAGGAAAGGGGUCUACGUUCAGGGACCGUGCCCACACCUCUCGCCGUAGGCCUCGGAGCCGCUUGUGAGAUCGCCCAGCAAGAGUUAGAGUACGAUCACAAGCGUGUGACAGUGCUUGCAAAUCGCCUUGUGCAGAAGAUCAUGUCGGAGAUUCCUGAUGUUGUGAUGAAUGGAGACCCAGAUCAGAGGUACCCAGGAUGCGUUAAUUUAUCAUUUGCCUAUGUUGAGGGGGAGAGUAUGUUGAUGGCGUUAAAAGAUAUUGCGCUUUCAUCUGGAAGCGCCUGCACAUCUGCUUCUUUGGAGCCCUCAUAUGUCCUCAGAGCAAUAGGGGCAGAUGAGGACUUGGCGCACUCGUCUAUUCGAUUUGGAGUUGGCAGAUUUACCACUGAGGAGGAAGUGGACUAUACAGCGGAGAAGUGCAUUCAGCAGGUCAAACGGCUGAGGGAGAUGAGGUGAGCUGUUCAUGCUUGAUUUGAAU
Molecule: messenger RNA, 777 nt
Organism: Sinocyclocheilus anshuiensis
Lineage: Eukaryota; Metazoa; Chordata; Actinopteri; Cypriniformes; Cyprinidae
Product: cysteine desulfurase, mitochondrial-like
Exons: 7
Coding region: 48-755 (235 amino acids)
Biological process (GO): iron-sulfur cluster assembly
Cellular component (GO): cytosol; mitochondrion; nucleus
Molecular function (GO): cysteine desulfurase activity
Source: RefSeq, a predicted model, not a curated record